CUGCCCUCUCUCUCUAAUAAGUCUCUUUCUUUUCUCUCUCUCUCUCUGUCUAGUUCAUAAAGACUGAAUUAGGAUUCCUUUCUCAGCUGUUACUUCAUUUUCUAAACCUCACCAUCACUUCUCAUGAAUCUCUUCUUCACACAGAUUUCACUACCUUAAAACUCUACUACUGCUGCUCUUGCUAUAAAGAACAUCAUCUGUCAGAAGCCACUUUGUAAAGUUUUGUCUACUUUUCACUUCUGAAAUGGGGAGACACUCUUGUUGUUUCAAGCAGAAGCUCAGGAAAGGGUUGUGGUCUCCUGAAGAAGAUGAAAAGCUUCUUAAGCAUAUCACAAAGUAUGGUCAUGGGUGUUGGAGUUCUGUCCCUAAGCAAGCAGGUCUACAAAGGUGUGGAAAAAGCUGUAGACUUAGGUGGAUAAACUACUUGAGGCCUGAUUUAAAGAGAGGCACAUUUUCACAACAGGAAGAAAAUCUCAUAAUUGAACUUCAUUCUGUUCUGGGCAACAGGUGGUCUCAGAUUGCAGCACAAUUACCUGGCAGAACUGAUAAUGAAAUCAAGAAUUUAUGGAAUUCUUGUAUUAAGAAGAAGCUGAGGCAGAGAGGAAUUGACCCAAACACUCAUAAACCACUCUCCGAGGUUGAGACCGGAGAAGCCAACACGUCUGUUAGUAACAGUCGCAAUAACAACACUCUUAGUGAGGAAGCCUUCGGGGGUGGACCAAAUGAAUUGAACCUUCUCAGACCAGAGAUUUCAAAACCAGAUGUGGUGUUGACACAAGCACAUACCUUAUCUGUUGAAGACCAGUUCUCAUUUCAAGCUUCUUUGAGCUUUAAGGCUAAUACCAAUAGUACCGGCAACAAUUUGAUAACGUGCAGUGGCCCAACUAAGGAAUUCUUCAUGGAGAGGUUCACAAACUCCCAUGACAACUCGAAAACCCCCACAACUUCUGCACCUUCUGAUUCUAUAGGGUACUUCCCCCUUCAGCAGUUGAAUGAUGGGUUAUCUGAUGCCAGGGACUCGGUCAAUCAAGACUCGACAUCCUGGUUCAACCAGAACACCAGGAAUUUCGAGAUGAAUUCAGAAUUUGAUUCCAAUUCGAUGCAGCCGCCCGCAUCCAGUUCUAUCCUCCCAAGUUUGAUAGAUAUGAGGCAUGCCAUUAGUCUUCCCUCCUUGCGUAAUCCUUUGGCAGGGGGAACCAAUGCAUUCCAUAGCUGGAAAGCAGGGAAUCACAAACAUAAUAGCAGCAAUGGUGAUGUCACUACUAACAGCAAUAUGGAAUUACAAAGCAAUUGCUCCUUUGUUGAGAACGGAACCUUCUCUUGGGGAUUGGAGGAUGGGAAAGAAAACCAGAACACUUCAGUCGAAGGCGAAACAGAUGAUUCAAAAUGGUCUGAUUAUCUUCUAUAUACUCCACUCCUAACAUCAGGUACAGUGCAGAAUCCGGCACCUCAAUCCCUAUUCAGUGACAUUAAAUCAGAAAGCCAGUUCACAAUUGAGGGUUCAUGCACAUCUUGGCAUCAGAACCACCACUUGCAGCAGCAGCAGCAACAACAACAACAACAACUACAAGCUCAGGAUCUGUAUACUAAGGAUUUUCAGAAACUUGCAACUGCUUUUGGACAAUUUUAGCUUGCACAACUCUACAUGAUUUUCUAAUUAUUCGGAGGAGAAGAUUUUACAGAUUUUACCAUGUUCUAGAUACAGGUGUGUGCAAUAGCUUUUCUUUCUUGUAAAUAGUGCUUCAAUACGAAAAUGUUCACAGCUUUUAAUCACCGAGUAUAUAAUUCUAAGAGAAAGAAGAUCAAGCCUGCCUUCUGUUCCUUGGAUGAGAUAGAAAUUGCUCAAUAAGACUUGUCUCUCAUAGGCUGAAAUUAUGUGUGUUAACAAUCUCAUUUUUGUUUCUGCAUUUACAGUAUCACUCAA
Molecule: messenger RNA, 1924 nt
Organism: Papaver somniferum (opium poppy)
Lineage: Eukaryota; Viridiplantae; Streptophyta; Magnoliopsida; Ranunculales; Papaveraceae
Product: transcription factor MYB61-like
Exons: 3
Coding region: 245-1630 (461 amino acids)
Biological process (GO): regulation of stomatal movement
Source: RefSeq, a predicted model, not a curated record